UGACACAGCCUUGCCUUCGCCAUGCCUGCCUUAGUAAACCUGCUGUUCAACGUCGUAUCCACUAACACCACCAUCACCUUCAACCUGGUGCUGCCAGUUGUCAGCUUGGUCUCUCUUCUGGUCGGGGUCAGUGGUCACCUACUGCUGUGGCUGGUGCUGGUGAGGAACCGCCGUAGCCGGUCCAAGCCGAGCUCCAUCAUGCUCCUCAACCUUAGCCUGGCAGAUCUGGCUACCCUGCUUACACUGCCUUGUGUGUUCCUGAGUGCCAGUUUCCAGAACUGGCAGCUUGGUGGGGGGACUUGCAUCUUCCUGGGGUUCAUGACCUCGUUGACAGCAGGUGUGGAUAUUUUCAGCCUGGUAGUCUUGUCAGUGCUGAGGUAUCGCAUUGUUUCACCGCAGACAAGACCGCCCGCUAGCAUGAACCAAAUGCUGUUUGCUGUGAUUCUUGUUUGGGUGGUCUCAGUAGCCAUGGCACUGCCUAAAGUCACCUACAUCAAGUUUGACAGCGGCUGCACGUGGUCAGUUGGCCGCGGGGAGUGGCUGGGGUUCCUGGUUCCUGCUUUUCUGGUGUAUUAUGUUGCCCCUCUCCUCUGCAUUGCCAUCAACUGUGGCCUUAUCAUCUCUCACCUCCACCGCUGCAAGGGAACACUGACCGCCGACCGGCGCAACAAAAAAGCGACUGCUUUGUUGAUUGCAGCAACUUUGGUUUUUGCAAUUAGCUGGCUGCCUUAUUAUGCACUUGAGUUUGUCAAUGUUAUGUCUCCCUAUGUUAGCUCUGUAGCUUCACCCAUUAGCACGUCACUAGAUGCUUCAACUCUGUCUGUUUCAUAUUUAUCACCUACCUCGACUGCACAAACUGCAGAAAGAGAGACAAGAGUGUCUUUGUUGUGGGAGGUGGCAUCUUUGUCGGCCAUUUUGUUGGUAUGUCUGGCUCCAUGCUGGAACCCUCCCCUUUACUUUCUGCUGUCAUGUCCAGCGGUUCGCCAGUUACGAGCACUUCUACCUGCAUUUUUUAAUAACAACAGGAAAAAUUCUAACGUACAUCACUGGCGUAUAGCUCCUGCUCCUGCUUCCUGCCUAUCACGUGCUUUACCGACUGUAAACUCACAAAACCCAGCAACAUUUAACACAUAGACUGACUCAGUAAAGUUACCAGCGGCAUCACUUGUUCAGUCACACACAUAUUAACUGUUCCACCGAGUCCUUAUAAUUCGAUUGGUGGUGAGAAGCUCACUCCUGUUGUCAAAAGCAACAGACAUGAGGCUAAGGUAAACAGCUAACUGCAGAGUCUGACAUUUUAAAAUGUUUCUUUACAUUUUGUGAGGUAAUCUUGUACACAUUUACAUCAAUACUGUAUGGAUCCCCUCCAUGCCAUCAAAUACUGGUAAUACUUGUAAUCCCAGAUACUUUUUCCACUUGCCCCAUACAAUAACAUUAUGCAGCUGUUUAGCCUGUGAUGGUGUUUAAAUGCUAAAUCAACACUGCAACGAUUCAAAUAUUUUUUGUCCUGAGUGAAAAACUGAACCCAAGACCAUCUAAAAUGGAGCCCAAGUUGAAAAAUGCUGGGGUUCCCCUUUAAGUUCCACCCUUU
Messenger RNA from Thalassophryne amazonica, 1591 nucleotides. Its product is annotated as galanin receptor type 1. Lineage: Eukaryota; Metazoa; Chordata; Actinopteri; Batrachoidiformes; Batrachoididae. Bases 22 to 1134 code for a protein of 370 amino acids. Gene Ontology annotation, cellular component: membrane. The record is from RefSeq and is a predicted model, not a curated record. Gene Ontology annotation, molecular function: G protein-coupled receptor activity. The transcript has 2 exons. Gene Ontology annotation, biological process: G protein-coupled receptor signaling pathway.